AUGGCAACUGCAGCACCUGAGUCAGCAUUCAGGAUUGUGCUGUUGGGAAACAGUGAACCUCCAAAGACAUCACUUGGCUCCUUCAUCCUUGGUAACAAAGACUUUGAUUUCCAAGAACGUACCCCAAUCAAACACUGUGUAGCAAUCUGUGGGCAGUGGGGAGGAAAAUCUUUAACAGUAGUAAAAACUCCAGACCUGUUCAGUCUGUCUGUGGAAGCUGUCAGAGAAGAAUUAAGAGGCUGUGUGAGCCUUUGUUCUCCUGGACCAAAUGUUCUGCUGCUGCUUGUGAGUCCCUCUGAAUUAACAACAAAGAACGGACAAAAACUAAAGUCCAUCCUGAGUUUCUUUGGUCGAGAUGCCCUUAAACACUCAAUGGUCAUCUUGGCAGAUGAGGAACAUGAAGCAAAUUUCACAGUUGGACGUCUCAUUAGAGACUGUGGAGGAAGAUGCUACAUCAUGUAUAAAGAUGGACGAAAACCUUUAAUGGAGCAAAUUGAGCAAAUUGUGCAAGAAAACAACGGACAUUUUCUUACUUUCUCGGAAACGAUCAUCAUCAUGAAACCAGCUUUAAACAUGGUUCUGUGUGGGAGGAGCGGAGCAGAGAAGACCUCAGCAGCCAAGGCCAUUUUAGGUCAGACAGAGCUUCAUUCAGUCUCCAGCUCAGAGUGUGUUAAACAUCAGGGAGAGGUGUGUGGACGUCGGGUUUCCCUGGUGGAGCUGCCUGCAUUGAAUGGAAAACCUCAGGAGGAAGUGAUGGAGGAAUCAUUCAGGUGUAUCUCUCUCUGUGAUCCUGAGGGCGUCCAUGCCUUCUUCCUGGUCCUUCCUUUGGAUCCCCUCACUGAUGAAGACAAGAAAGAGUUGAAGACCAUCCAGAACACUUUCAGCUCUCGAGUCAAUGACUUCACCAUGAUUCUGUUCACUGUGGAGUCAGAUCCUACACCUCCAGAUGUUGUCAAUAACAAAGACAUCCAGGAGUUCCUUCAGAGCUGUGGAGGAAAAUAUGUUGUCCUCAACAUCAGGGACCAGCAGCAGAUCCCAGAGCUGUUGGAUGCUGUGGAGAAAACAUCCUGCUAUACAACAGCAACAUAUGCACAUGCCCAAAUCGAAAAGAUCAUAGAACAGGAGAAAUACAAGCAGAGCCCAGAGUGUCUCAGGAUUGUGCUGCUAGGGAAGACCGGCUGUGGGAAGAGUUCUUCAGGAAACACCAUUCUAGGAAGAGAGGAGUUUAAAGCUGAAUCAAGUCAAAGAUCAGUCACCAAGUUUUGUCAGAAAGCACAGGGUGAAGUGGACGGUCGUCCUGUCGUUGUGGUCGACACUCCUGGUAUGUUUGACACAACUUUGUCUCAUCAAGAGAUUCAUGAGGAGAUGGUGAGGUGCAUCAGUCUUCUGGCUCCAGGACCACAUGUCUUCCUGUUGGUGUUACACAUUGGCAGACUCACAUCAGAGGAGAAGAAGACAAUAAAACGGAUCAAGGAAGGAUUUGGGAAAAAUGCUGAGAAGUUCACCAUCAUUCUUUUCACUGGAGGAGACAAACUAAAGCUUGACAAAAUGUCCAAUGAAGAUUACAUUAAAGAAAAAUGUGAUGAUUCCUUUAAGAGUCUGAUUUCUGACUGUGGAGGAAGAUACCAUGUGUUCAAUAACUAUGAUGAACACAACAAGAAACAAGUCAGUGAGCUGAUGACAAAGAUCGACACCAUGGUGAAGGAAAAUGGAGGCAGCUGCCACACCAAUGAGAUGCUGCAAGAGGCCGAGGCAGCGAUACAGAAAGAAAUGAAGAAGAUCCUGAAGGAGAAGGAAGAAGAGAUGCAGAGAGAGAUGGAGGAACUUCAGAGAAAACAUGAGGAAGAAAUACAAGAGAUGAAAAGAACAAUGGAAGAAAUUGUAAAGGAGACAAAACUGAUGGAAAAACAACUUGAAGAACAAAAGAACUGGGAGGUGUGCCACCGGGAACGCCCCGCCUCUCGCAAAUUCUAA
This is a messenger RNA of Centropristis striata (black sea bass), 1974 nucleotides long. RefSeq names its product GTPase IMAP family member 8-like. The transcript is spliced from 4 exons. Gene Ontology annotation, molecular function: GTP binding. Bases 1 to 1974 code for a protein of 657 amino acids. The record is from RefSeq and is a predicted model, not a curated record. NCBI's taxonomy places the organism in Eukaryota, Metazoa, Chordata, Actinopteri, Perciformes, Serranidae.